Durotheca rogersii is the source of this 1741-nucleotide messenger RNA. RefSeq names its product kinase-like protein. The coding region runs from base 175 to 1581 and encodes 468 amino acids. Gene Ontology annotation, molecular function: protein kinase activity; ATP binding. The record is from RefSeq and is a predicted model, not a curated record. The transcript has 3 exons. NCBI's taxonomy places the organism in Eukaryota, Fungi, Ascomycota, Sordariomycetes, Xylariales, Xylariaceae. Gene Ontology annotation, biological process: regulation of mRNA processing; spliceosomal complex assembly; protein phosphorylation.
CUUCUCCCCAUUCAACAGCCAUCAUUAUAGGGAAAACACGAUUUCCACCAGCCCAGGGCGAUCAAAAAUCAUCCAGAAAUUGGAAAAGCUUCUUUAACUAUAGCUUUUGACCCUACUUGCGAACCUCUUUCCGUCAUAGUUGCGUCUGAUAAUAAUACUCCUCUGCGCACGACCAUGCCCUCGGCGCCCACAACGCCAGCAGAUCAGGAUCCUUACGAUGCUGCCGAUUAUCGUUUUCGCACCAACGGCACCGCUUGCGAAUGGGGAGAGUCUUACCAUCCUGGUGGCUACCAUCCUGUAGAGCUCGGGGAUGAGUUCAAUGGCCGAUACCGUGUGAUCCGCAAAAUAGGUUACGGUGAAUAUUCCACGGUGUGGCUUGUCGUCGAUCUACAAACCGCUCGCUUGGCUGCCCUUAAGAUUGCCAUCGCUAGCAUAGACCAGGGCGGCAUCGAUAAAGAACUCUCUCUUCAUAAAUGCCUCAACGAAGCUAUGGUCCCAAUCAACGGUGCUAAGCAUGUUGUCAGCAUGCGCGACUUCUUUGAGCACCAUGGCCCCAAUGGGCGACACGCUUGUUUCGUUUUCGAAGUCAUGGGUCCAAAUCUCAAGGCGAUGUUGCACCGGUGCCCCGACUUCCAAAUAGGUGAGCCGUGGGAACGACGUUUCACGACACCAUAUGCAAAGCGAGUUCUGCGUGAUACUCUUUCUGGGCUAGACUUUCUACACAGGAAUGGUGUCGUUCAUGGGGAUCUUCACCUAGGAAAUAUUCUUGCGAAUAUUCGACACAUAGACGUGAACGAGAACACGUUACAAAACCUCGAGCAAACACCAUCUCAGGGGAGUCCGCUAGUGCGCUUAGACGGCAAGAAAGACCCAUGGGCUCCAUCAUAUCUUCUUGAACCGGAUCCGUUGUACGAUUAUGCUUCUCUUGAUCUAGACCCAUUGGCAAAGGUUACCGACCUCGGCGCUGCGUUCCUUGCGAAUGACCCUCCGGAGGAAACAGUCACACCUGUAGCGCUGCGCGCGCCUGAAACGAUCUUGGGCCUCUCAGUUGGCAAAGAGAUUGACAUCUGGUGUUUUGGGUGUCUCGUCUUCGAGUUACUCACCGGUCAACAACUAUUUGUCCGCAUACAACCUCUUGAGGGAGACGAGUACGACGAACAAAUUAACGACGAGCAUCUCUGUCAAAUAUCAGACGUCAUUGGACGGCUUCCCGAGCACAUGUUCGCUCGCUGGCGUCGGGCACCGAGGUACUUUGCUCCAGAUGGUCAGCGGAUACGCUCAGAGACCCUUGACGGCGACGAAUCAUCUCGAAGUUCCGAUGGGGAAGAUGCAGGGGAUGUAGAAGAUGUUCAUAACGUACGGGCUGGCCUAGAAACACCUCGCUCGAGUGAAAGUAUCUCCCUCGCGGCCCCAGAAACUUUCGAUUCGCUCGAGAAGCAGUUCAGGGAUGGAAAGCCGGAUGGCAUUGACGAAGUCGAGACGAAGCAAAUUCUGGACUUGCUGGGCCGGCUACUUCAACUCGAUCCUUCCCAACGACCUUCAACAGAAGAUAUUUUAAAGCACGCUUGGUUCAGUUCAUAGCAUCUUUACGUGGCCAGUUUACAAUAUAUCGAUCGUAUCUAGAGCCGAACACCAGUCUACGAACAUAUUACACAGCUUAUUAAAGGGAAAUGGUGUACCAAAAUCUUCCACGCUCGUCUGACCGUUCUCAAAUGAUUCUGAAUUCUCAACCAACUGAGGC